Pristis pectinata (smalltooth sawfish) is the source of this 4961-nucleotide messenger RNA. RefSeq names its product calpain-5-like. Gene Ontology annotation, biological process: proteolysis. The coding region runs from base 11 to 1918 and encodes 635 amino acids. Lineage: Eukaryota; Metazoa; Chordata; Chondrichthyes; Rhinopristiformes; Pristidae. The record is from RefSeq and is a predicted model, not a curated record. Gene Ontology annotation, cellular component: cytoplasm. Gene Ontology annotation, molecular function: calcium-dependent cysteine-type endopeptidase activity. The transcript is spliced from 12 exons.
GUUGUGGAGGAUGGUUCCAUCAAUAAAGUUUUACAAAGAUCAGCAAUACUCUGCUUUAAAAGAAGAAUGCCUUCAAAACCAGCAACAGUUUGAGGACCCUUACUUUCCUGCAACAAAUGAGUCACUCUUUUACACCAAGUCUCCUCCAGGAAUAAUUGAGUGGAAACGGCCAAAGGACCUAUGUGAAUCUCCUCAGCUGGUUGUAAAUGGAAUCAGUUCACACGAUUUAAACCAAGGGGAUCUGGGGAAUUGCUGGUUUGUAGCUGCCUGUUCCUGUUUAGCUCUUCGGGACAGUCAGUGGCAAAAGGUCAUCCCAGACUGGAAGAAGCAGGACUGGGACUCAAAAAAUCCAAAUAAUCAUGCAGGCAUCUUUCACUUCCGGUUUUGGCGUUUUGGCGAAUGGACUGAUGUCGUGAUAGAUGAUCGUCUUCCAACAAUGAAUGGCAAACUCCUGUUUUGUCACUCCAACUCCAAGGAAGAAUUCUGGAGUGCAUUGUUGGAGAAGGCAUAUGCAAAAUUGGCAGGGUGCUAUGAAGCUCUGGAUGGAGGAAAUGCUGGCGAUGCGAUUGUUGAUUUCACUGGCGCAGUGGCAGAAACCAUUGACAUACAGAAGGCCAAAUGUGCAGAAAACAAAGUCAGUAAUGUGAAGCUAUUUAUGAAGCUGUUAAAAGUGUACAGGCGAGGAGGGAUGAUCAGCUGUUCCAUCCAUGAUAAACUAAACAAGGAACUGAUAGCUAACAAAUUGCAUGGGCUGAAGAUUAACCAUUCAUAUUCUGUGACAAACAUGCAGAAGGUUCAUCUGGGUAACACUGCAGAAAAAAUCUUUAUGAUCAAAAUGAGGAACCCAUGGGGAAAAGUUGAAUGGUUGGGCCCUUGGAGUGAUAGUUCACAGGAAUGGAAGAAAGUGGGCAAAAAGGAAUGUAAAAGAAUUGGUGUUGAUGUUAAGAACGAUGGUGAGUUCUGGAUGACAUUCCAAGACUGGUGUGAACUCUUCACAAAUGUAAUAGCUUGUCGGCUGAUCAACACGUCUUUAUGGAGUAUCCACAAGACCUGGGAUGAGGUGAUACUACGGGGGGCCUGGAGGAUACAUGAAGACCCAGUAUGGAACCGUGCUGGAGGAUGUACUAAUUACCUGGACACCUUCCUGCAAAAUCCCCAGUAUGUCUUUGACAUGACCAAGGAGGAGGAUGAGGUACUUAUUUCACUGCAGCAGAGAGACAAGCGCAUUCACAGGAUGGAAGGCAAAGGCAUGAACUUGAUUAUUGGUUUCAACAUCUUCCAGGUGGAACUUAACCGAGAGUACAGAUUGCACAGUUUCUUUAAGAGAGUGUCCACGUCAGAUUACAGUGCAACGCGAAGUAUUUUCCUGCGAACAGACCUGAAGAAGGGACGUUACGUCAUUAUCCCGACUACCUUGGAGCCAAAUGAAGAGGGUGAUUUUCUGCUGAGAGUCUACACAGACAGGGCUUCUGGAUGCAGGGAAAUGACCCUUGACAAGCCAGAGGUGACAUGUUGGAACAUAAUUUUGCGUUAUCCACAGAUCGUCACACAGCUCCACCUUCACAGUGCAAGAGAUCUGCCAAAGCAAGAUUCCUCUGGAGGAGCAGACCCAUACGCAAUAAUUAAAUGUGAAUUUCACAGGAUACGUACUGCUGUUUUUAAAGACACACUGAAUCCACAAUUUGAUUCAAUCGUAACUUUUUACAGGAAGAACCCUAUCCUUCCAAUAGUCAUUCAGAUUUGGAACAGCAACAGAUUUUGUGAUAAGCUAAUGGGGGAGGUGACCCUUGAAGAAUCCCAAAAUAACCCCAGCACUGAACAGACCUUGCAGCUUCAGAACAAUGGCCAGCGGGAAGGCGAGACGCCAGGCAGCAUCACUAUCACUGUUAGGAGCAGCAACAACCUGGCAGCGUUCUGAAAUGCAAAGGCUGCCAAAAUAUCCCCACUGCAGCUGAGCUUCAAGCACAUCCUUUUUUUUUAAAUUGCUCCCGGAAUAGACUUGAGAUUUAAAGAACACUUUAUUAAAGAACCUGUCAGCACUUAUUUCCCUUCCUCUCCAACCCCUAACCUCCACAAAAAAAUAUUCCAAGUAUAUGACUUAAGAAAAUAAAUGUCUUAUCAAUUAGUAUUUUCCCAUAGCAACAGCCAAUCAUGUAGUAGCAUUGCAAAUCUAUUUUUAACCCAUUUCUGAUAACCAGCAAGCUACUCAAAAUGCCUAAACAUAUGACUGGCCUUUAAAGUUACAGAAAAUAUUUUAUUUACUAAAAUACUGUAUCCAAGUUCUACAAGUCCUGAUACCACAUUUGCUGCUGAUUCCUCUGCUGGAUCAAGACCAUGACAAUAUUAUUGUCAGGUUCAUACUGCACCUUUCUCUUUCCCAUUAGCUCCAUGUUCCAGUUGUUUGCUCUCCUUCAACCUUCUGAUUUGGAGGUAGGAGGAUGUCCACCUCAAAGGGAUGAUAAAUUUUGGUUAGGAAAUUAGAAUAGAAUGGCAGAGUGUUGUACCUCAUUCCUACGAUAAGCACAGCCUGUGCUAUGUGGGAACGCCAGAGGCUACCUGAGUGCAGACAGGUUGUGCUAUCAAAUGGAGCACGAGCUGCAGUUGAGUUGAAAAGCAGAGAGCUGCAGGGGUAGUACGUUCCAGCAGUCAUCACCUGACAGUUUGCACGUCUUCACAGUGCAAGGGACCUUCCAAAGCAGGAUUCCUCCAGAGGUACGUCCAGUACUUAACCAAUAGUUAUAACUUUAUAUGACAUAGGAAGCCAGUCAGCCAAUUCAUCUAUGCCAGCUCUAAGUAUUCCUAACUGUCAUAUUUCCCCAUGUAUUUCUGUGCAACCUCUUGUGUCUCACAUGUCCAUCAGCGCACCCUUGAUUCUCCUGCCACCCAACUGUUCCAGGGACAAUUUACAACAGCCAAUUAACUGACCAGCAUGUCUUUCUUUGGGUUAUGGGAGGAAACCCACACAGUAACAAGGGAGAACAUGCAAACUCUAUACACACACACACCCCUCGAGGUCAGGAUCGAACCUGAGUCAUUAGAAAUGUGCUGUAACUGCAUGUGCCAUCUGACAUAGCAGAAAACUUGUAUCUUUACAGUGGUAUUGAAUACCUCUGGUUGACCUUGUGACUCUGGCAAUACUAAACAAUCUUAACCUAAUUAUUGAUGGAUAGUCUCGACAGUUGUGCAGGCCAAAAGUGGACAGGUGUAGAUCAGGUGGAGAGUUCAGGAGUCCCCCGAAUGUCUCUUCGGAAAAUUAGUAAGGGAAAUAGUUCCUUUGGGCAGUAGGUUCACGGUUAAAUCCAAGUCCCUUGCGGUGCCUUAGAUAUGGGUGGCACAGUGGUGCAACUGGUAGAUCUGCUGCUGCACAACUCCAAUGACCUGGGUUCAGUUCUGACCUCCAACGCUGUCUGUGUGGAGUUUGUUCUUCUGUCAGAUCUCUGAAGAUUAAAGACAUUUAACAUUAAAAAAAUAAAAAAGUUAAAUAACAUUAUUUUUAAUUCCUCUUAUAAUUUAGUAUGGAGAAAGGUUAUCCAUUCUUCAGCACUAUCCGUUGAACGCCACUUCAGUUUGAAACAUACAUGUUUCAUGUGAAGUCAAGAUCAGGCUUGCAUCAGUAAUAGAUUAAAAGAUCAAAGUGUCAAAAGUUUUCAGGAUGGUUAGGGGAAAGGUAAAGGGGGAAACCCAGAAGGAAUUGUUUUGUUGAUGGGACAUUUUAAACUUCCUAUUCUCUAAUUUACCUGUGGCUAUUAUUCACGUCAGUCUGACAAUGUACAAUGUUGUGAACUCCAGGUCUCUUGAAAGGAAAUAUUGACAGUGCUGUCUGGAAAUUGAGCUGCAGGAAAUGGUAAUGAGCUGAAAUUAGGUCAGUGAUGAUCAAUUAUAGAUUGCUCCAGUCACAGUCUACAUGCAAACUGAUGUAGAAAACUAUCAAUACCAUUUAGGACUCUGUGCUAAAUACCACAAAAUUAUAGUGUUGAUAAGUAACAAAUAAUUCAAUUAUCCUCACAUCAUUUUACAAGGCAUUAAUUUUUAAACAAGUAUAUUUCAAAUAGAAUUUAAAACAUACUGCAUAAAAAUAACAUUUACUACAAAGUUAAAAUGUAGUAGGAUAUAAAUAAAUUAUAAGCUGUUAAUAUAUAGGCAAUUCUUUAUUUCUAUACUCAAAAGGGCCACAUAUAACUUGCUUACAAAAAGCUUGCACUUAAAUUAAUUAACAAUGUAAAGAUUUUUAUUGAAACCAUCAAUAUUAGGGGUACUUUAACAUACAGCGGAGUGGUGAAUGGUAAAGAAGAUUUACUAAAUACUGAUUCAACAACAUUGACCUAUAAUUGCAGAAGAGCCACAAGCUUAAAACCACAAUGCCAAUUUCUAAUGGCCCAGGAAAAUGGAACAGUUUUUGUGUUAAGGACAGUAUAAUAAGUGAAGUAGCAAAGCCAGAAUAGUCAAGACAGAAAAGAGAUUAAUUAGUGAGUAGGUGUUGCCAAGCCUUGGUUUCAAAAUCCAGUCUACAGUAGGAGGUGAUGAGUUAAAUCCAAUGUUAAAUGUUGUGAAUAGGAUGAUAUUUUCUGGAGGUUUUUCUGAGGGCCAAUUUCAGUUUGUUGAGUUAUAUUCUGUAGCCAUCAACCAAAAUACCAACGCUGCUAAAAAGAUACAAGAUGGCUGAAGCAAAGAUUAAAAGGUGUGAUACAGAUAAUGAGUUUGUAAACUAAAUCAAAGAAUUAAUUCUUUCAACCUCUGCUGCAGUUAAUCAGGGUUGCAAUGUUAAAUUGAAGUACUAGACUUCAAUUUGAAGGUGGAGUCAUUUAAAAGUCUUCUUGGAAGUUUCACUUACAGUAUUUCACUCAUUUGUGGGAUUAAGGAAGCUAAAUCAGUGGGAAAUGCAAAUAGGCUGCUUCAGAGAAGAGAGUUAAUGCCAUAUAUCGUUAAAUAUUUUUGUGUUUUCAAUAAACAAUAUCCUUCAC